AUGACUUCCACCGGUCCUAUCGACAACGACGCCAUCGCCCGCUCAGGGCUCGUAGACCCCGAGACUCACGGCAUCCCCCAGGUCGCCGCCAAGGGCUCUAUGGACGUGACACGCCGCUCCGUCUCCGACUCUGACGAUGAGCUUCCCACACAGGAGGAGCUUCAGACGCUCCGUCGUGUCUCUGGAAAGAUCAAGUGGGCCAUGUACACCAUUGCCUUCGUAGAGGCCUGCGAGCGUUUCUCCUACUACGGAUCCGCUGUGCUCUACACCAACUUUGUUGCCCAGAAGCUCCCUCCUGGUUCCACAACCGGUGCUCCUCUUGAUCCCGAUGGUCAGGCUGGCGCUCUUGGCAUGGGUCCCAAAGCCGCCCAGGGUAUCUCUCUGUUCAACCAGUUCUUCGCUUAUCUGAUGCCUCUUGUCGGUGCCUGGGUUGCCGAUGCUAAGCUCGGUCGUUUCCUCACCCUUCACAUCGCCAUUGCCAUCUCUACCAUUGCUCACACUAUCCUGGUCGCUGCUUCAUCCCCCAACGUCAUUGUCCGCAAGGACCCUGCAUUCGGUGCCUUCAUCGUCGGUCUCAUCACUCUCUGCGUCGGAACUGGUUUCUUCAAGGCCAACGUUUCUCCCCUCCUGGCUGAUCAGAAUGAGGACACCAAGAUGCGCGUCGAGGUCCGCAACGGCGAGCGAGUUAUUGUCGACCCUGCCGUGACAAACACCCGUGUCUUCCUCUACUUCUACCUUGCCAUCAACAUCGGUUCCGUCUGCGGUCAGAUUGCUAUGGUCUACGUUGAGAAGUACCACUCCUUCUGGUUGGCCUUCUUCAUCCCUACCAUCUUCUUCCUCAUCGCUCCCAUUGUCCUGGCUGUCAACAAGAAGAAGUACAAGCUCAAGCCUGCGACUGGUUCCGUCCUGUCCAAAUUCUUGCGCAUGUUCAUCUACGUCUCCAAGCGCAGCCCUGCUUUCCGACCUAACUGGGAGCACGCCAAGCCCUCUCAGAUUCCUGUCGACCAGCGCCCUGCUUGGAUGACCUACGAUGACGCCUGGGUUGACGAAGUCCGACGUGGUCUCAUGGCCUGCAAGGUCUUCCUCUACCUGCCCGUCUUCCAUCUGGCUUACAACCAGAUGACCGGUAACCUGACCACCCAGGCUUCCACCAUGGUUCUUAACGGUGUCCCCAACGAUGUUAUCCAGAACCUGAACCCUAUCUCCAUUGUCAUCAUGGUUCCCAUCAUCGAUCACGUUCUGUACCCCGGUCUCCGAAAGCUGGGCAUCUCUUUCACCCCCAUCAAGCGUAUGACAGUUGGUUUCUUGAUCUCCGCCCUAUCCAUGGUCGCCUCUGCAGUGAUGCAACACUACAUCUACCAAAAGAGCCCUUGUGGCAAGUAUGCCAACGGUGACGACCCUUCAACUGGCGAGAAGUGCGCUCCCGCCGAUAUCAACGUCUGGGCUCAGUGCCUUCCCUACAUCUUCAUCGGUCUCGGUGAGAUCUUCACCAACGUCACUUCUUACGAGUACGCCUACUCCAAGGCUCCCGAGAACAUGAAGUCACUUGUCAUGAGUGUCAACCUCUUCAUGUCUGCCUUUGCCUCCGCCAUCGGUCAGGCUUUCACACCUCUCUCCGAUGACCCUCUCCUCGUCUGGAACUACACCGUUGUUGCUGUCAUCGCCUUUGUCGGCGGUGUUGCUUUCUGGUUCCAAUUCAAGCACCUCGACGGUGAGGAAGACAAGUGGAACAUGCUCAAGGCCUCAGAGUUCCAGGGUGGAUACCAACCCAAUGCUGUUGAGAACAAGGUUGCCGAUGAGCAUGAGGAGCCUUCCAAUGCUCCUCGGGAUGUUGAGAAGAUGUGA
Messenger RNA from Fusarium venenatum, 1845 nucleotides. RefSeq names its product POT family-domain-containing protein. Lineage: Eukaryota; Fungi; Ascomycota; Sordariomycetes; Hypocreales; Nectriaceae. Gene Ontology annotation, molecular function: transmembrane transporter activity. Gene Ontology annotation, cellular component: membrane. The record is from RefSeq and is a predicted model, not a curated record. Gene Ontology annotation, biological process: transmembrane transport.